Messenger RNA from Bombyx mandarina (wild silkworm), 594 nucleotides. RefSeq lists its product as uncharacterized. NCBI's taxonomy places the organism in Eukaryota, Metazoa, Arthropoda, Insecta, Lepidoptera, Bombycidae. The record is from RefSeq and is a predicted model, not a curated record.
AUGAAAUACCUCGUUGUCCUCGCCCUGAUCGCCGUAUCCUCGGCCGCCUACAUCAAGCCUGCUCCCGUCAGCGCACAGCAUGCAGAGCUCCAGGCUAUCAUCGACGCCAUCAAUAGUCCCAGCACCGACCCCGCUACCGCUGCCGCCCUCACUGAAAUGCUCUACAGCUAUCUCGGAGUCAGUCCCCAGCCCAUCCACAUUGGACCGGAAAUCAUCGACUUCCCUCUCCCAGACGGUGGUGCUGUGAGCGCACCCGUGAAGCCCACUCCCUCUCCUGCCGUUGUCGGACCCGCCGCUCCCAGCCAGAGCUCUCCUCUUGUGCAGCUCGUUGUGAACAUCAACCAAGCCGCCGUCGGACCUGCUCCCGGACCAGUUGUUGAGCCCGUUGAGAUCGUCCCAGAGCCCGUCAUUAUCGUCGAAGAAGCUGAGGUUCCCGAAAUAAAACCCGACCCCGUGAUCAUUGUUGAACCCACACCCGUGGUCCCCGAGCCCGUCAUCGUUGCACCCAUCAACCCCGUCCCCGUCGCGCCCGUUGUCAUUGGCACACCCAUCAUUCCCGCCCCUGCUGUCACCCUCCCCGAGGAACUCAACUGA